Solanum dulcamara is the source of this 1248-nucleotide messenger RNA. Its product is annotated as bZIP transcription factor 60. The record is from RefSeq and is a predicted model, not a curated record. Bases 136 to 1050 code for a protein of 304 amino acids. Lineage: Eukaryota; Viridiplantae; Streptophyta; Magnoliopsida; Solanales; Solanaceae. The transcript has 3 exons. Gene Ontology annotation, biological process: regulation of DNA-templated transcription. Gene Ontology annotation, molecular function: DNA-binding transcription factor activity.
AGUGUUUGGACCCUUAACCUCUAAGACACCUAACAUGAUUAUUAAAUCGGGUCCCAAAUAAGUCAUCCUAGUUCAUUCAUUCACCCCCAUAAUCUCCGUCGAUUGUUCUCUCAAUCUGGGUGCUAGAAAUUGGCGAUGGUCGAUAACAUCGAUGAUAUCAUCAAAUGGGACGAUGUAGAUCACAUCUUCCACAACGUUCUAGACAAUCCCACCGACGAUCUAUUCACUCUUCAUGAUUCGCCGCCACCGACAUUCCAGCAGAUCGAGCAGCUUCUUAUGAACGAUGAUGAUGUCGGUUUUGUUUCUUUCGAAGAGGCGGCUGAUCCUCAAUUUGCUGCCGACUUUCUCUCCGACGUGCUCGUCGAUUCCCCUCUUCAACCCGAUCAUUCUACCUCUGCUGAAGAAGCCAUUGGAUUCCUCGAUUCCAAGGUUUCUAGUGGAUCCGAGGGCGAUCAGGACAAGGAAAAGGUUUCUAGUGGAUCCGAGGGCGAUCAGGACAAGGACAAGGUUUCCCAGUCUCCCUCUGACAGUGCUGACGAACUAAACAAGGAUGACCCCGUCGACAAGAAGCGCAAGAGGCAAUUGAGGAACAGAGAUGCAGCUGUGAGGUCACGAGAGAGGAAGAAGUUGUAUGUUAGGGAUCUUGAGUCGAAGAGUAGAUACUUUGAAUCAGAGUGCAAAAGGCUGGGGUUUGUUCUCCAGUGCUGUCUUGCUGAAAAUCAAGCUUUACGUUUCUCUUUGCAGAAUAGUAGUGCUAAUGGUGUUUCUAUGACCAAGCAGGAGUCUGCCGUGCUCUUGUUGGAAUCCCUGCUGUUGGGUUCCCUGCUUUGGUUCCUGGGCAUCACAUGCCUGCUCAUUCUACCCAGCCAAACCUGGUCCAUUCCAGAAGAAAAUCAGGGAAGCAGAAACCACGGGCUUCUGGUUCCAGUAAAGGAAGGAAAAAAGACUAGUCGGGUUUUGGUGUUCCUGUCCUUCAUGAUGGGCAAAAGAUGCAAAGCUUCAAGAUCAAGGAUGAAGUUCAACCUCCAUUCUUUGGGAAUUGUGAUGUGACUAGUUGUGAUCAAAUCCUUUCCCUUAGGUGGAUCAUGGUUCCUUUUGAGUUCUCUAGUUUGUAUCAGAGACUCUGUAUGUGUCUUGCUUCGACAUCUGAAGGACGUAGUUUACUGUUAUUAGUUAAUGACUUAUGAGCUAUAUUUGGAUCUAUGCAACUUUUUUUAACAGUUCCAGCCGAAAUUUGUUUAAUCUUUA